This is a messenger RNA of Centruroides sculpturatus (bark scorpion), 1263 nucleotides long. Its product is annotated as innexin inx2-like. The coding region runs from base 144 to 1229 and encodes 361 amino acids. Gene Ontology annotation, molecular function: gap junction channel activity. The transcript has 2 exons. Lineage: Eukaryota; Metazoa; Arthropoda; Arachnida; Scorpiones; Buthidae. The record is from RefSeq and is a predicted model, not a curated record. Gene Ontology annotation, biological process: phototransduction. Gene Ontology annotation, cellular component: gap junction; plasma membrane.
CCAAUGUCAAACGUUUUCUGAUUGGUCGAAAGUUGAAUAUGUUAUAUUAUGGUGGCUGCACAGCCGUUGCGAGCUCAGUUCCUCUUUGGAUAAACCUGUUGUCGGUAACAGUGCUGUAGUAGGAUCCGGCUUAAACCAUAAGCAUGGAUCAACUAUUCGGCAGUUUGAAGAACUUGUUUAAAGUAGAUACUACAAAUAUAGAUAACAAUGUGUUUCGUAUGCACUACAAACUAACAGUAGCUGCGUUGAUUGCAUUUAGCAUAUUGGUAACUGGUCGACAAUAUAUAGGUGACCCAAUAGAUUGCAUAUCAAAGGAUGAUAUACCCUCAGACGUUUUGGACACUUUCUGCUGGAUCCAUCACACUUUUAGUGUUGUCGACGCCUGGGAGAAAAAAGUCGGAGAUGAAGUGCCUUAUCCUGGUGUAGAUAAAUUUAUUCCCGGUCAAAAGAGAGUUUUCCAUGCCUACUACCAGUGGGUUUGCUUUGUUUUGUUUUUACAAGCUUUAUUAUUUUACAUACCAAGAUAUUUUUGGAAAACAAUGGAAGGUCACCGUGUGAAGAAUCUCAUUUUGGGUUUAAAUUCACCAAUUCUGCCUGAAGAAACUAAGAAAAAUAACAGAAAACUCCUUGUGGAAUAUUUGGCCAUGAAUAUGAGUAACAACAAAACCUAUUUUUUGUCAUUGUCUUUAGCCGAAGUUAUGAAUUUCGUUAAUGUAGUAGGACAGAUGUUUCUUAUGGAUAAAUUUUUGGGAGGUGAAUUUUCCAGAUAUGGCGUUGAAGUAUUUAAAUUUACCGAAUGGGAUUCUGAUGUCAGAUACGAUCCUAUGAUCAGAGUCUUCCCCCGUUUAACCAAGUGUACCUUCCAUAGAUACGGUUCUUCAGGAGAUGUCCAACGUCACGAUGCCAUGUGCAUUUUACCUAUCAACAUCAUCAAUGAGAAAAUUUACGUGUUCUUGUGGUUUUGGUUUGUAAUUUUGGCUACCUUAUCGGCUAUGUCUUUGGCUUAUAGAAUGGUCACCAUGGUAUCUUUGAGGAGCAGAUAUUACAUCACAAGAUCUAGAGGACGUUUGGCAAACAAGGAUUAUUUGGAAGCCAUAAUUAAUAAAUGUGAUCAAGGCGAUUGGUUAUUGUUAGAUCUCCUAUGCAAAAACUUGGAUCCCUUAAAUUUCAGAGAUAUCGUAAACGAAUUAGCUCGAAAAUUGGAAGGUAAAAGUUUUGACAGUGUAUAAUAUAAACUAUAAAAUUUUUUUGAGUAUUUUGAAA